Messenger RNA from Pteropus alecto (black flying fox), 2375 nucleotides. It is a transcript of the gene PRSS16, whose product is annotated as serine protease 16. Bases 18 to 1547 code for a protein of 509 amino acids. NCBI's taxonomy places the organism in Eukaryota, Metazoa, Chordata, Mammalia, Chiroptera, Pteropodidae. The transcript has 12 exons. Gene Ontology annotation, molecular function: dipeptidyl-peptidase activity; serine-type exopeptidase activity. Gene Ontology annotation, cellular component: lysosome; endosome. The record is from RefSeq and is a predicted model, not a curated record. Gene Ontology annotation, biological process: proteolysis.
GCAGAGGGCUGGCCGGCAUGGCCGCGGGGCCCGCGCUGGGGCUGGGCCCUCUGCUCCUGGUCUCCCUCUGGGGAGCCUCAGCUCCAGCUUGUCUUCUUCGGCGCCUGGGGCAGCACGUGCAGCGGCAGCGGGAGCGCUCCAGCCCGGGCCUGGGGCCGGGCCCCGGGGCGGCGGCCCUCCCAGCCGAGGGGUGGCUGGAGCAGGCCCUGGACCCCUUCAACGCAUCCGACAGGCGGUCCUUCCUGCAGAGGUACUGGGUAAACGAGCAGCACUGGGCCAGCCGCGACGGACCUGUGUUCCUGCAUCUGGGGGGCGAGGGCAGCCUUGGGCCAGGCGCAGUGAUGAGAGGGCACCCGGCAGCCCUGGCCCCAGCCUGGGGCGCCCUGGUGAUAGGCCUGGAACACAGAUUUUAUGGCCUGAGUAUACCUGCUGGGGGCCUGGACAUGGCUCACCUCCGCUUCCUGUCCAGCCGCCACGCGCUGGCCGACGUGGUCUCCGCCCGCCUGGCGCUCUCCCGCCUUCUCAACGUCUCCUCCUCCAGCCCCUGGGUCUGCUUCGGAGGCUCCUAUGCCGGUUCCCUGGCUGCCUGGGCCCGGCUGAAGUUUCCGCAUCUCGUCUUCGCCGCGGUCGCCUCCUCUGCCCCAGUGCGGGCCGUGUUGGAUUUCUCCGCGUACAACGAGGUGGUGUCCAGGAGCCUCACGAGCACGGCGAUCGGCGGGUCUCCGGAGUGCCGAGCGGCGGCAUCCUCAGCCUUCGCGGAGGUGGCCCGGCGACUGCGCGCGGGCGAGGCGGCCCGGGCGGCGCUGAGGGCGGAGCUGGGCGCAUGCGCGUCCUUGGACCGUGAGGAGGACCGGGCGGAGCUGCUGGGGGCGCUGCAGGCUCUGGUGGGAGGCGCAGUGCAGUACGACGGGCAGGCGGGGGCGCCGCUGAGCGUGCGGCAGCUCUGCGGACUCCUCCAGGCGGGGGGCAACCGCAGCCGCCCGGCGCCCUACCGCGGGCUGCGUCAGGCCGUGCAGGUUGUCCUACACAGCCUGGGCCAGAAAUGUUUAAGCUUUUCCCGAGCGGAGACAGUGGCCCAGCUGAGGGUCACAGAACCCCAAGUGUCCAGCGUGGGUGACCGGCAGUGGUUGUACCAGACGUGUACUGAGUUCGGCUUCUAUGUCACCUGCGAGGACCCUGGAUGUCCUUUCUCCCAGCUCCCAGCACUGCCCUCCCAGCUAGAGCUGUGUGAGCAGGUGUUUGGACUCUCGACCUCAUCCGUAGCCCAGGCUGUUGCCCAGACGAACUCCUACUAUGGUGGCCAGACCCCAGGGGCCACCCAAGUGCUGUUUGUUAAUGGGGACGCAGACCCCUGGCAUGUGCUAAGUGUAACACAGGCUUUGGGACCCUCAGUUUCAGCCCUUCUCAUCCCUAGUGCCUCUCACUGCUUGGACAUGGCACCUGAGAGGCCCUCAGACUCCCCCAGCCUCCGCCUAGGGCGCCAGAGCAUCUUCCAGCAGCUGCAGACCUGGCUCAGGCUGGAGACACGGGUCAGGGCUGGUCUCUGAGCCACUCCCUGUAUGGCCGCCUCAGUCUUGAACGUCCCCAUUCUCUGGACGGGAGAACGUGCCGGGAACUGGGAUUCAGUGCCUGCUCUACAUAUAACUGACUCGUGACUGCAGACAUCCUCACUCCCAACUGAAAGCACUCAGCUCCAGACAGUUCCAUAAACAUAGGUGGAUGGUGGUUCUCAUUGUGAAUUCUUGUAUUUUAAUAUCAAAGGUCAAAGAAAAGUUACUCUUUAUGCUGGUGCCCUCCCCUGCUCAUCAGAGUCCAGUUCAGAUUCUGCUCAGCUCUCGGGCUGGGCACUUUCUGCGUGUCUCUGGACCCCAGACCCUGACUCAUCUGCUUCUCACCCUUUCCCUCGCCGUGCCCCCUGUCCUCAGCCUCUCGCCUUGACUCUGCCUUUACCUCCUCUUGCAUGUUCCCUGCCCUCCUUCCCUGGCUUCUCGUCUCCGUCUCCCUGGGCUCUCCCUGUCUCUGUCUGCUGUGUUCGUCUUCACUGCCUCUAGUUCUCAUCCUGUCACUCGAUCUUUGUCCUUCUUUAUCUGUCUCUUUUAGUCUUUACAAACCUGUCAUGAGCCAUCUUUCCCCUCAAAAACCACAGAAGAAUCUUUGCUCUAACCCUCCAUAAACUCUGACUCUGUGGGAACCACACAUCUUAGUAAAUGAAAAUUGGAGUCUUCCGGUUUCUAAGAUCCAGCACUUGGAGUUUCCUUGAAUUACGUUUCUCCACUCAUACUGCUUAAACUUGCUGAAGUGGGUGUUGUUUCUGCAACUCCACAUCUUUAACAUUAUAACUACUGUGGAAUUAAAAUAAUGAGACUUUUCAUUCA